AUGGCGUCUCUCUUAGCCAACGGCAUAUCGAGCUUCCCUUCGAAACCCAUCUCCGAUUCUCCCAAGCUCCACAAACCCUUUUCAUCGAAGACCCUAAUUUCCAAGCCUCUCAGGACGCCCAACUUCCUCAAAGUCCGAGCAGAUGUCAGUUUGGAUCCAACCGCCACCAUCACUUCCGAUUCAGGUAACCUCCCUUCAACUUCCACCCUUAGCUCCGAUGAAAAAAUCAAAGAAAUCCUUCGUAAUCGCGAUUACAAGAAGAAAUUCGGGUUUACGAUGGAUAUCGAUUCCUUCUCGAUCCCGAAGGGUCUUUCCGUUGAAACAAUCAGGUUGAUUUCCUCGCUGAAAGAGGAACCUGAAUGGAUGCUUGAUUUCAGACUGAAAGCCUUCGAGAAGUUCCUGGAAAUGAAAGAACCCAAUUGGUCUGAUAAUCGAUACCCGCCGAUUAACUUCCAAGACCUCUGCUACUACUCAGCUCCUAAAAAGAAACCCACUUUGAAUAGCCUCGAUGAAGCUGACCCAGAGCUCCUUAAGUACUUUGAUAAAUUAGGCGUUCCCCUGAAUGAACAGAAUAGACUAGCGAAUGUUGCUGUUGAUGCUGUUCUUGAUAGCGUAUCAAUAGCUACAACUCAUAGGAAGACUCUAGAAAAGGCUGGUGUGAUCUUCUGUUCAAUAUCUGAGGCAAUACAGAAGUACCCCGAUUUGGUGAAGAAGUAUCUGGGUAAAGUUGUGCCAAGUGAGGAUAACUACUACUCAGCUUUGAAUUCUGCAGUGUUUAGCGAUGGUUCAUUUCUCUAUAUACCGAAGGAUACAAAGUGCCCUAUGCAGGUUUCCACCUACUUUAGAAUCAAUGCAAUGGAAACGGGGCAGUUUGAGAGAACUUUGAUUGUUGCUGAUGACCGGAGUUUUGUUGAGUACUUGGAAGGGUGUACUGCGCCUUCUUAUGAUACUAACCAGCUUCAUGCUGCUGUGGUUGAGUUGUACUGUGCUGAGAGUGCUGAGAUUAAGUACUCUACUGUACAGAAUUGGUAUGCUGGCGAUGAGGAAGGGAGAGGUGGGAUCUAUAAUUUUGUUACUAAGCGUGGACUUUGUGCUGGGGAUCGAUCUAAGAUAUCUUGGACUCAGGUGGAGACGGGUUCUGCGAUUACUUGGAAGUACCCUAGUGUGAUCUUGGAAGGUGAUAACACUGUGGGGGAGUUCUAUUCGGUUGCUUUGACUAAUAAUUAUCAGCAGGCAGAUACUGGGACUAAGAUGAUUCACAAGGGGAAGAAUACAAAGAGUCGGAUUAUAUCGAAGGGUAUUUCCGUUGGGCAUUCGAGAAACUGUUAUAGGGGUCUUGUCCAGGUUCUGUCAAAAGCUGAUAAUGCCAAGAAUUCAUCUCAGUGUGACUCGAUGCUUAUUGGUGAUACUGCUGCUGCCAACACCUAUCCUUAUAUCCAGGUGAAGAAUCCCACAGCUAGGGUGGAACAUGAAGCCACCACAUCCAAAAUCGGAGAGGAUCAACUGUUCUACUUUCAGCAGAGGGGAAUCAACUAUGAAAGGGCGAUGGCUGCGAUGAUUUCUGGGUUCUGCAGAGAUGUGUUCAAUGAGCUUCCUGAUGAAUUUGGGGCGGAGGUGAAUCAGUUGAUGAGCUUAAAGCUUGAAGGUUCCGUUGGUUAA
Molecule: messenger RNA, 1659 nt
Organism: Linum trigynum
Lineage: Eukaryota; Viridiplantae; Streptophyta; Magnoliopsida; Malpighiales; Linaceae
Source: the annotation of a GenBank genome assembly